AGAAUGUUCAGCACAACAAGGACAUGACUCUCGCCAGCAACCGCAGCCUGGCAGAAGGCAAUCUUUUGUACCAGCCGAAGCUGGAGUCUUUGAAAUCAAAUUUGACUGAAAAAUAUCGAGAGCUGCAAGUUCUUUUUGAAGCAUACCAGAUAAAGAAAACAAAACUAGACAGACAAUCCAGUAAUGCUUCGCUGGAGACGCUGCUGGCGCUGCUUCAGACCGAGGGGGCUAAGAUUGAGGAAGACACGGAGAACAUGGCAGAAAAAUUUCUUGAUGGUGAAAUACCGCUGGAUUCCUUCAUUGAUGAGUAUCAGAGCAAGCGCAAACUGGCUCACCUCCGCCGUGUGAAAAUUGAGAAGCUCCAAGAAAUGGUGUUGAAGGGACAGAGACUUCCACAGGCUCAGCCGCCGGCCCAGCCACGAGCAUCCGAGACAACACCCGCACCUCAAGAUUCCUACGCUUCGGAUGCAAACACUCCUCCUUCAGUUGUGCCCCGACGAAUACCGCCCCCUCCGCCUUCUUCGGUCCCAGCAGGACGCUUUCCUACUCCGUUUACUGCAGCCGUGAGUUCAGGACCAGCUCUUUCUUAUCCAGGUGCUCCGUAUCCUCCUCUCCCCCCUCGCCCAGGAGUUCAGUCUGCAGGUCCGAUGGCACAGCCGGGAUACCCACCUCAGUUUGUACCACAGUAUCCUCCAGCUCUUCCCCAAAGACCACCUCGCCUUCCACCACAUCCCGGCUUUAUCCUCCAGUGAAUAUUGUGGUGCGCCUAACUUAUGUAUUGGUGCUUAUAUUUCCUUUUCCUCCCCAUCAGAGACUUACUGUAGGCAGUGGAAAGCCUCUGGAUUUUGCACAGUGGGGCACAGAAUCCGAGCUGUGGCGCAGAGGUUUG
This is a messenger RNA of Eurypyga helias (sunbittern), 889 nucleotides long. It is a transcript of the gene VPS37B, whose product is annotated as vacuolar protein sorting 37 homolog B (S. cerevisiae). Gene Ontology annotation, cellular component: ESCRT I complex. The transcript is spliced from 3 exons. Bases 24 to 752 code for a protein of 242 amino acids. The record is from RefSeq and is a predicted model, not a curated record. Gene Ontology annotation, biological process: ubiquitin-dependent protein catabolic process via the multivesicular body sorting pathway; protein targeting to vacuole; protein targeting to membrane. NCBI's taxonomy places the organism in Eukaryota, Metazoa, Chordata, Aves, Eurypygiformes, Eurypygidae.